CCCAUCCUCUUUAUCACCUCUCGUUUUCUCUUUCUAGGGUUUUCUCUCUGAAGCUAAACAAUGGCUGACGAAGCGCAGUAUUCAUCUGGUACUGAUGCUGCGUCCAAUAAGCGCAAGUACGAUGACCAUCCUCCACCUAUGGUCUCCCGCCGCCCGACUGGUUUUUCCGGCCCCAUCACUUCCCCCUCCUCCGAUUCGGCCAAUCCUCCGCCUCCCUCCUACAACAACGUCCCGCCCCCUAUGGAUGAGAUCCAGCUUGCUAAGCAGCGUGCUCAGGAAAUUGCCUCUCGGUUGAUUAUCUCCAGCGGUGGCGUCGGGGCCGGCGCUGGACCUGGCGUUGGGGCUGAUGCCAAGCGCCCAAGGGUUGAGAAUGGCGGCGGGUUUGAUUCAUACGAAAAGGGUUUUAGUUCUGGCUCAGACUUGAAGUCUCACAUGUCUAAUUCAGCUCCUUCAGCAACACCUGUUUCCUAUGGGUUUCAAGGGACAAGCAAGAAAAUCGACAUUCCAAAUGGUAGAGUGGGUGUAAUUAUUGGUAAAGGUGGUGAGACCAUCAAGUACCUUCAGCUCCAGUCUGGGGCAAAAAUACAAGUUACUCGUGACAUGGAUGCAGAUCCCAAUUCUGCUACCCGGACGGUUGAUCUAAUGGGUACUCCUGAUCAAAUUGCUAAGGCCGAGCAGUUGAUUAAUGAUGUUCUUUCCGAGGCUGAAUCUGGAGGUUCUGGCAUAGUAUCUCAAAGAUUGACUGGUUCAUCGGGAUCUGAGCAGUUUGUUAUGAAAAUUCCCAAUAAUAAGGUUGGCUUGGUUAUUGGUAAAGGUGGUGAAACAAUCAGGUUUUCGGGGCAUUGGAUUCUCACCAAUGUUUGCAUUACUUAA
Cucurbita pepo subsp. pepo (vegetable marrow) is the source of this 873-nucleotide messenger RNA. NCBI's taxonomy places the organism in Eukaryota, Viridiplantae, Streptophyta, Magnoliopsida, Cucurbitales, Cucurbitaceae. The record is from RefSeq and is a predicted model, not a curated record.